Molecule: messenger RNA, 2153 nt
Organism: Plutella xylostella (diamondback moth)
Lineage: Eukaryota; Metazoa; Arthropoda; Insecta; Lepidoptera; Plutellidae
Source: RefSeq, a predicted model, not a curated record
UUAUUAGCGCAUCUUGUAAAAAAGGUUUACGAUGAAAUAAACAAAUUAAAUAUGAAUCCCUGUGUGUAUCUACAUUCUGAUUCACAGAUAACGUUGGCUUGGCUUAAAACCGAGCCCCAACAGCUGACAGUUUAUGUUUCAAAUAGGGUAAAGACUAUACAAGAAGAAACUCAGGGUUUCUCGUGGUUUUAUGUAAACAGUCAUGAAAACCCAGCAGACGCCUUAUCGAGAGGAGUUGAACCUCAUUUAUUAGAGACAAAUGAGCUGUGGUGGCGAGGACCUGGCUUUUUAUAUUGUAAAGAAUUCCCCAACAAUAGGGACAAUUUCACGAUGCCAACUGAUAUACCUGAAACAAAGGUUUGUUUGGCGGUAGAUAAAGCUGAAAAACAAGAAAAACUUGAAGUGUUUUCUAAGUUUUCAAGCUUAAACAAAUUAAUACGUGUGAUGGGAUAUGUUUAUAGAUUCAUUAACAUAUGUAGAAAAAAGGCUAAAAGAAAUGCAGGUCGUUUAUCUUGUCAAGAAGUAGAUGCUUCAUUAAAAAUGAUCAUUAAGUAUGAUCAACAACAGCAUUUCAAAGAGGAAAUCGCAGGUUUGUCUUUAGGGAAAGAAAUUGCAGCACAUUUAAAGGCAUUAAAUCCGUUUGUUGACGGCAUGGGUCUUAUGCGAGUAGGUGGAAGGUUACAACAUGCUGACCUACCUUACUAUCAAAAACACCCAAUCAUAUUAGCCAAAAAAUCUAAUAUAACCCAUCUAAUUAUUGAAAAUGAGCAUAAAACUUUGAUGCAUGCAGGUCAAAAAUUGAUGUACGCUUCCUUGAGCCAAAGAUACCAUAUAGUAAACGGCUUAAGGGAAAUUAAGCAUGUAGUACACAAAUGUCUCAUUACAGGUGCCACCUUGAGCACUGUUCCUGAACCUAAUAUCAGUAACAUACCAAUCAACCGUUUAAAAUUUUGGAAACAGUGCAGUCACAUGACUCAAUGUUUCUGGAAAUCAUGGUCUAGAGAGUACCUCAUGCAACUUCAGAGUAGGCCUAAAUGGCGUAAGCCACUACCUAACAUAUCAAAGGGUAUGUUGGUCAUCUUACGAAAAGAUAAUGCCCCUCCUUUGGUUUGGCCUAUGGCUCGUGUGGUGGAGACAUUCCCUGGUGCAGAUGGGAAGGUAAGGGCCUUAACUGUCAUCACACCAAAAGGCACAGUAAUGCGUACUAGUAUAGGUAAGGUUUGUCUUUUGCCUAUAGAAGACAAUCAGAAUCAAAUCUGAGGACAUAAGGUUGCUAUCUGGUUGUUUUCAGGAUUGCUGUGUGAAUCUCACUCACUCACGGUUAGGUAUAUAAUAAUAAAAUGUAUUCUAAUACAUAGGUUAGGUCAUAGAAAGAUUCUAGGCCAUUGUUAAGUUUUGUCGUUAAAAUUCCUAGUUACUACAGGAAAUUACGAAGUAAAAAAUAACUUAAAAUAAGAUUUAGUUUAAGUAAUAAAGUAGAAAUAAGCAUUUGUCAUAAGAACAUCUUGUUCCUUUUUGUUGGUUGAUGUUGUGUAAUGUUUAAACUAUUCAGUAUCAUUUCAACACAUUCUCAGUAUCACAAAAAUAGUUUAAAAAUUGCUCAUAGUACCUAAUUAUAUGAAAGGUUGUAAAUUGUUAAUAGUUUUUCAUAAGUACUAACAAAGGUAUAAUAUAAUAACAGCUCUAAGCAUCAACAUGAAAGAAAUUGAUAAAACAUUAAUUUGUCUGUUUCCACUUACUGAUACUUAAUAGAUACAUACCUACUGUGUUUUCUUACUUGCAAAAAUAAAACCACCUUUUUUAAUAUGUUUGUAUAAAUUUAUAUUUGUUAGGAUAUAUCUUUAUGAUGUACACAUCAUGUUGUCAAGCAAUAAAUUUAAAUUGAAACUAAAUGAGUAAACACCUAAAAAUAUGUAGUAGGUCAAUCCUAUUGUAACUACUUUAAAUUAAAAAUAGAAAACUUUUAAUGUUUGUUCAAUACUUUUAGCUUUUAAGUAGUUUAUCUUGCUGGGCCCCCAGUUAUGUACGAUACAGACAUGUAUGUAGGUAGAUGUAUGUACAUAUAGUACUUAUGAGUCAGUCACACGUCGUACGCCCUGACAAACACAUGUGUAAACUUACAAGUUGAAUAAUAUACAGUCCAUUCAAUAUUU